GGACGAGGAGAAAGAAGUAAGAACCACAAUUUGAAAUAUUUAGGAGAAGCAAAUCAAAGGAUCUUAAUUGCUUCUACAGGUGGGCACAGGUCUACAAGUGCGCGGGCACAGGUGUUUUAUUUCACUUCUUCGAUUAGGUAGAGCGAAAGAGAGAGAGAGAGAGAGAGAGAGUUAAUAUGGCUGUUCCGGCGAUUGUAAACGGCGGCGAUGCGACGGCGAGAGAAGCACAAAUGGCACACUCUGCAAUGACUUUGGUUCAGGUGAUAAAUGGAGGUUACCAUGUGAUUACGAAAGUAGCUCUUAACGUUGGUGUGAACCAGCUCGUCUUUUGUGUCUUUCGAGAUCUUCUUGCUCUCUCCCUUCUCGCACCUCUCGCCUUCUUCCGUGAAAGAAGGAUCAGACCUCCUAUGAGUAAAAGCAUCCUCUUUUCACUCUUCUUUCUGGGUUUAGCAGGGAUAUUUGGGAACCAAUUACUAUUUCUUAUGGGUUUAUCGUACACGAAUCCAACCUAUGCCGCUGCUAUACAACCAUCAAUUCCUGUCUUUACAUUCCUCUUGGCUGUCAUGAUGGGUACAGAAAAACUGAACUUGUUUAAGAUUGAGGGCCAAAUGAAAAUUGGAGGUACACUUGUUUGUGUUUCGGGUGCUGUAGUGAUGGCUUUGUUCCGUGGUCCAGCCUUGUUUGGAGGUAUAGAUGCAGCAGACUCAGCAAAUAGUGUAAUAAUUAAUAGAAAUGAACCACAGCCUAGUGGGUGGUUAGUCUUUAGUUUUCUUGGUCUUGGCUUUGAUCUAUGGCACAUUGGAGUUAUAUGCUUGAUUGGAAACUGUAUGUGUAUGGCUGCUUUUCUCGCUGUCCAAGCACCGGUUUUGAAGAAGUAUCCUGCCUACCUUUCGGUUACCGCGUAUUCGUACUUCUUCGGUGCAUCAAUAAUGAUCACAACGGCUUUCGUUUUUGUUAGAGAGCCUAAAGAUUGGAGUUUGACACAAUCUGAGGUUCUUGCUGUUAUAUUCGCGGGAGUGUUUGCAUCAGCUUUAAACUAUGGACUCUUGACUUGGUCCAAUAAAAUUCUUGGAGCUGCUUUGGUUUCUCUAUACAAUCCUCUUCAGCCUGCAACAUCCGCCUUUCUAUCGACAAUUUUCCUCGGCAGCCCGAUCUAUCUUGGAAGCAUUGUGGGUGGAAUCCUCAUCAUUUGCGGGCUUUAUAUGGUUACUUGGGCAUCUUAUAGAGAACAACAAACAACAAAAGAAUCUGGGAAUGAGAUUGCUUCUUCUAGUGAUGUCAGAAUCUCAGAACCUUUGAUUUACAGAGAUGAGACGGGUAAAUUAUUAUGAACAGGUAAAGAAAAGAACAAUUUUUUUUGAGUUCAACAUUGAUUGUAUAAGUGACUAAAAAAACAAAGAUUCAAAAUAUUCAUCUUCCUCAUGUUCAUCUAUGGAAAAACAUCUCUGUUCUGUUUCUCAAGAAUUGGUGAUAUACGGUUUUUAUAA
Capsella rubella is the source of this 1487-nucleotide messenger RNA. Its product is annotated as WAT1-related protein At5g45370. Gene Ontology annotation, molecular function: transmembrane transporter activity. Bases 177 to 1331 code for a protein of 384 amino acids. Lineage: Eukaryota; Viridiplantae; Streptophyta; Magnoliopsida; Brassicales; Brassicaceae. Gene Ontology annotation, cellular component: plasma membrane. The transcript has 6 exons. The record is from RefSeq and is a predicted model, not a curated record.